Messenger RNA from Blepharisma stoltei, 1002 nucleotides. The record is from the annotation of a GenBank genome assembly. NCBI's taxonomy places the organism in Eukaryota, Ciliophora, Heterotrichea, Heterotrichida, Blepharismidae.
AUGGGCGAUAUCUUUAAACUUGUAAUCGAAGCUCUUUCAGGUUCCCCAGAUCAGCCAGACACACUCAAUCAGCAACUAUAUGAACUAGACCAAUUUCUUAAGGGGUCUGAUGAAUUUACAAUAAAUGCAGUCCGAGAAUUAUCUGGAACAUUAGUCCUUCAAGGAGUCAUUCCUCAAGAUGAUUCUGAAAAGCUAUUUCAUUAUUUAGACUCAAUUAAAGCCAGAGAAAACCCUCCAAUCCCUAACUUCCCCUGUUCAUAUAGGUAAAUUAAUUAGAAAAGUCUUACUUUAUGAGAAAUUUAUCAUUUUUAUUUAUAUGGCCAACAAUUAUUUAUAAUAAAUUUUAGUAAUUCUAUUAAUUUUUUUAUUCGAAAAUAUAAAAUUUUAUAGAAUUCCUAUGAAUUUUUGAUUUUUUUGGGAAAAUUAAUUGACACCCUAUAGGGUUAAGCUCCAAUAUCUCCAAGGUCCAGUUUCCCACUACAAAGCAAAAAACGCGGCUAAGCUGCUAUCUUCUUUGCAAAAAUUGCAGAUUAUAAGGCUUAGCAACAUCUGUUUUGCGUUUCAUCAGCUUUUCACUUAUAGUAAUAAAUUAAAGGUAAACGAAAUCGAAAGAAAUCAUAAAACAGCUUGCAGAUUUCUAGCUCUCGGCAAAUUGAUCAAAAAUAAGAAAAAUCUCAUUUAUAAAGCUUUUGAUAUAUGGAGACGUGCAUGCAUUGCCAAAAGAAAGGAGGAAUCAGAUAAAAUUCUAAAUUCGGUCUUUGGUAAGCAGGCCACAAUAUUUAAAUCAUAUUUCAGUCACUGGGCAAGAAAAUCAGCAAGAUUAUCUUAUACUCCAAACCCAGAUUUAAUUAUGUAUAAACUCAAAUCACGACCUAUAAGAGCAACUGAUAUCCCAGUAAAGAAAAAAUGCUGCCUAUGCUGUUGCUGCUAAGGAUUUUUUUAAAAAUUUAGAAAUAAAAAACAAAUUCCAUCCUGUAAAAUAUUUUGCUUGCCCAGGCGUAA